UGCUUGUACGUUUUUGUGGCUAUACGGUUCAUUUAAGCUGUGGUCAGCACCAGAGUUGGGCAGCAAGUCCAUGUUUGACAGUCGCAGCUGAUCUAGACCUCUGGCACCAGAACAACCAACCCUCCCACUUCAGUUUCUAAUAGACUUGCAUAAGUGUUUAAGGGAUCUUUGACACAUCAUGAAGAAGUUUUUUGACUCCCGGAGGGAGCUGGUGGGCUCUGGACCUGGUUCUGGAGGGGGAGCUGGAGGUUCUGGAUCCAGCAGUGGUGCUGGUGGGAAUUUCAUCGGUCGGGCUUUCACUGUCGGGAGACACCAGGUCACUGUAGAAGAAACUUUGGCAGAAGGCGGCUUUGCAAUCGUCUUCUUAGUGCGGACUAAUCAGGGGGUGCGCUGCGCACUAAAGAGGAUGUAUGUCAACAACGAAUACGACCUGCAGGUCUGCAAGCGCGAGAUCCAGAUCAUGCGGGAUCUCAACGGUCACAAGAACAUUGUUGGGUUCCUGGACUCCAGCAUCACGGCUGUAGGAGGUGGAGACGUGUGGGAGGUGUUUAUCCUCAUGGACUUCUGCAGAGGUGGUCAGGUGGUGAACCUAAUGAACCAGCGUUUGCAGACGGGCUUCAGCGAACAGGAAGCGCUCCAGAUCUUCUGUGACACGUGUGAGGCUGUGGCACGUCUGCACCAGUUCAAAACUCCCAUAAUCCACCGAGACCUCAAGGUGGAAAACAUCCUGCUUCAUGACAGAGGACACUAUGUUCUGUGUGAUUUUGGCAGCGCCACCAUGAAGUUCCAGAACCCCCAGAGUGAAGGAGUGACUGUGGUGGAGGACGAAAUUAAAAAGUACACAACCCUGUCCUAUCGCGCUCCUGAAAUGGUGAACCUGUACAACAGCAAAAUCAUCACCACUAAAGCAGAUAUCUGGGCAAUGGGCUGUCUGCUCUAUAAAAUCUGUUUCUUCACAUUGCCCUUUGGUGAGAGUCAGGUGGCCAUUUGUGAUGGCAACUUCACCAUUCCAGACAAUUCCCGCUACUCACAGGACAUGCACCGUCUCAUCCGGUACAUGCUGGAACCAGACCCUGAAAAGAGGCCUGACAUUUAUCAGGUGUCCUAUUUUGCUUUCAAACUGGGCCGGCGGGACUGCCCUGUCCAAAACGUCAAGAAUUCUCCCAUUCCUGCUAAACUUCCUGAGCCAAUCAGAGCGAGCGAAGCAGCCGCGAAGAAGAGCCAAACGCAGACUAAGGCGAGACUUACAGACCCCAUUCCCACCACUGAAACUUCCAUCACCCCACGCCAGCGGCCCAAAGCAGCACAAUCCCAGUCUCAGGCACUAGGAGGCAUCCUGCCCAUCCAGCCUGCUGCCCUGACGCCACGCAAGAGAGCCAACUUACCCGCCGGAGCCGCCCAGCCAAUAGCUGUCAGUGUGAACUUGGCUCAGCCAGCGGCAGCUCUUCAGUCUCAAAAAGCCCUGGCAUCUCCAGCCCCUCAGCAUAAAACGCCCGUGCAGCCGAUCUCCAUCACAGCAGCGGCUGCAGCAGGAGGAGGGGGCGUUCCAGUAGCAGCGGGUAACCCUGCGCCUCCGAAAGCUGUAGCCACUCCUCCUCCAUCCAGUCCUGCGCCGCCCACCGCACCGGCACGGAGCGCCCGUCGUAAGCAGGCGCCAGUGGCUCAGCAGCAGCCCAUGCCCGUCCAGCCCACUACCACUCAGCCGGCUAGUGCCCCGCUUCCAGCACAGGCAGAGCCCACUGUCCAGCAGCCAGCGCCUCAAUCCCAGAUCAGCCCAGAGAACGCAGAGGAGAGGCCUGUGGUCCCUGGCCUGUCUCAGACUCCUCCAUCGUCCCCGAGGACGGCCCAGAAGGCGGGGCACAGGCGCAUCCAGAGUGAUGUCACACACAGUGCUAUGUUCGGAGUGCCGGUCAGCCAGUCCACUCAGCAGCUGCAGGCGGCCACAGCAGAAGCCAGCCUUAAUAAGUCAAAGUCAGCCAGUGCCACCCCUUCCAACUCUCCCCAGUCCUCCCAGCAGAGUGUGUACCAGCCUGCCCAGCAAGGCAGCGUUUCUGUCCCCCAAGCUCCUGCUUCAGCCGCUAGCCUGACAAGCCCCCCGGUCCAGCCUACCUGGAAUCCCUUCGGAGACGACAAUUUCUCCAAACUCACGGCUGAGGACCUGCUCAACAAAGACUUCACCAAGCUAGCUGAUGAACCUGUUGAACCUCUGAUUGCUGCUACUGAGAGUCUUAUUCCCGACCUGGAGGCUGCAGAACCUGCUCCUCCACCACCUCCCGGUAGACCUACUGACAUUCUGGGCUUGGAACCGGGAGCUGGUUUUCUAGCUGUGCCAGAGAAGCUGAUAGAGGGCCUGAAGUCUCCAGAUACCUCUCUCAUGCUGCCUGAUCUGCUGUCCAUGGCCGACCCCUUCGGCAGCUCCAUGGACGACACCAGAGGUGUCAAAACAGACGUGUGUUUGGACUCUCUGAUUCCUGGCUUGGAGCCCCCUCAGGCUCACCUGCAUCCUGUGGAGGCUGAACCAAUAUUAUCAGCACUGGCAGACCCUUUGAUUGGUGAGGACUCCCUGCUUGGCUGUUCACUCCCCUCUGGCUCCGCCUCCUGUCUGGAUGACUUUGCAGCUGUCUCAGGAGGCAUCUCCCAGAACAUACCCGCUGCAGACUCCUGUUUGAUCUCAGGCUUUGAGCCUCCGGGCGCUGAGACAGCCAAUGAAGAUGAAUUUGACCCCAUACCAGUAUUGGUCUCCAAGAACUCCCAAGGAGGUCACUCUCGCAGUAACAGUGGCAGUUCUGAGUCCAGCCUGCCCAACCUGGCCCGUUCCCUGCUGUUGGUGGACCAGCUCAUCGACCUCUAGACCCUACAGAUAACUCCUGCUGUGCUGAAGAUGACGUCAACCGCUGUAGUCUUCUGCCUUUAACCAUGAAUCCCUCCUGCUAUCAUUUGUCCUAUCCUCCACCCUCUAUCAUGGUCCAUUUCCUUGUUUAAUCAGUCCUUCAUCUUUCCAUUCUUCCUGCUCGUCACAUCUUACGUUUUAAGUUCUUUCCCUUUCACUUUAUUCCUUCAGUUCUUGUCGUCAUCAGCACCAUCGCUCAUUUGAUUUGACGAACUCAACAUUCCUACCCUGCACCAUGCCAUUUCUCUCCCCGAUGAGUUUACGUUCAACUUUUUUCAUUCGAGUCUAGUGCGACCUUUUUCCACAGGCUCAAAAUCCGAUUUCCUCUGGCAUCCAUAUCUGUGCUUCCUUUGGACACGCAUUUCAUCUGCCUCGCAUUCAAGAGUGCAAGCUUCAAACAUCAGAUGUUUGCCCAAUCCUUCUUCUCUUCGGUCUUUAUCUGUGUAUUCAAUGGCACUCAGGAAGCUCGUCUCCAGAUUAAACACACAUGGGUUUUAGUACAAGCGAACCAAAUGUUUACAGACAGGAAUAUUUUAGCUGGAUGUUUACAGAUCUGCAGGUAGGCAAACACAGCUUGUAAGAAUUUAUCUUCAUCCAGACUGAGCGCAGGGUACGAACAGAUCUUAACACUUCGUGUAAAGCUGACCAGAAACUCCUCAUUGCCAUCAGUGGUACCCGUUUUCACCAUCUCAUGACCUCCAGACCAUCAUUUCUCUGUUAUUUCUUUGUAAAUAGCUCUAUUGAUGUUGUACGUUGGCUCGAAGCUAUGUAAAUUGAUGUAUAUCUGCAGUAUUCGACUCUCCCGCCCUCGAAAGUGAUUUGUUCUUCCUGUGUAUAAAGCAUCUGGUCCAAAUGUCCAGCCAUUCCUUCAGAGAUCCCUGUCUCACCCCAUAAUAUACAUGGAGAAUCAUUUAAAAAGAACUAUUUCAUAUAAGAUUAAAAUUAUAUGUGAAUAUGAAUAGAGUGUUAGAGAAUGAAUGUAUGAAUCAAGUAUCCAUAUAUAAAUGCAGAUAUGUGUAUAUGAAACCUAUUUAAGAGGAAACUUUUAUCUCUUUGUUCUGUGUGUUGAGACGUGUUUGCGAAUGUAAAUUUGUCGGUUUCAUCUUCAACGGCCAUCGCUGAACAAAGUCAAUUAAGAAAAGAGGACAAUCUCGAGGCAUCGUGACAUGGUUUGACGCCAUUUGCGAGCAAAUCGGCUGGAUUUGUUUUUCGGUUUUCAUUGCCUUUUAUUCUGAAGACAUUUAUCAACAAAAACAGGUUGUAGUCUCGAGGAAAAUCCUCAACGCUGUACGUAUACCAUUUCCUCCUCCGAACUACCGCCCGAUGCCAUGCUUUCUUGCACAGUUCUUAUGAAUCAAACGCAUAUCGAAGCAUGGCAGCUAUUAUGAAUAUGAAGUUAAGACAUGUCUGUGGCCAAUCUUCAUAUCAGUACUGUACGUAUGUGUGCGUGUAUGUGUGGACGUGAGGUAAAUAAAUAGCUAGUCUUAGUUGUU
This is a messenger RNA of Rhinichthys klamathensis goyatoka, 4383 nucleotides long. It is a transcript of the gene aak1b, whose product is annotated as AP2 associated kinase 1b. Gene Ontology annotation, molecular function: protein kinase activity; ATP binding. NCBI's taxonomy places the organism in Eukaryota, Metazoa, Chordata, Actinopteri, Cypriniformes, Leuciscidae. The record is from RefSeq and is a predicted model, not a curated record. The transcript has 21 exons. The coding region runs from base 179 to 2851 and encodes 890 amino acids. Gene Ontology annotation, biological process: protein phosphorylation.